Messenger RNA from Adineta steineri, 825 nucleotides. NCBI's taxonomy places the organism in Eukaryota, Metazoa, Rotifera, Eurotatoria, Adinetida, Adinetidae. The record is from the annotation of a GenBank genome assembly.
AUGGUUAAUAUACAAAUAGAAAUACCCCUCAACAUUCCACAAUCAAACCAAACAUUACGUGAUAAUGUAUUUCGUAUUGUUCUUAGUUAUUUUAGUUGGUUAACAUUAUCUUUGAUAGCAAGAUGGAUUUCAAAACAACUUAUACCUAAAGUCAGAGCAAUGAAAGCAAAAGAACAAAUGCUUUGGCAAUUAUCAAUAACUAGAUUUAUAUUUGGAUUACCAAUAUUAUGGGCUGCAUAUAUGGUUUAUAUAGAUAGACGUAUUGCUCUUGAUCAUGUAUUUGCAUCCACUGAUGAAUCAUGGAUAUUUACAUGCAUUUUAACAGGUUAUUUUUUAUUUGAAGAAUUUGCAUUAAUUUAUUUCGAUAUAAAAUAUCAUGGAUUUUCAAAAGAAUUGCAUAUACAUCAUUUUUUUGUACUUAAUGGAUGUUUUAGUGUUGCUUAUUAUAAUCGAGGUCAUUAUUAUGCAGCUAAAACUUUUCUUCUUCAAAUAAGUACACCAUUUACAUGUAUUUGUUGGUGUUUAUUAAAAUUAAAUCUUGAAAAAACAAAAGCUUGGAAAAUAAAUCAAUGGAUAUUAAUUUAUAUUUUUCAUUUACGUUCAGUUUAUGAAAUCUAUUGUUGGUAUGGUAUUUAUCAAGAUUGGAAUUAUAUUAAACAGAAUCUUCCAUGGAUAUAUACAAUUAAUAUGAUGGUGGGUCUUGCUAUUAUUACUAUUUGGUUAACACCUUAUUGGACAUAUAGAAAAACAGUUCAAUAUUUUUCUCCAAACUAUUGGUAUAGAGAAAAUGAAGAAAAAAACGAUGAAAUUAACAAAACAUCAUGA